AUGAGGUACAAUGAAGGCAAAUUUUUAAAAUCUAAAAUAGAAGAAACUGAUGGAUUAUUUUUUGGAGAGCAUAGUAAAGGGCCCUUGUUAAAAAAUACAAUAAAUCCACAAUUUAAGUCCAUGACAUUAGGAAAUUAUAAAAUAAAAAGUUAUGUCAUUGGAGAUUCAUAUUUUUGUACUUUAAAAAAUGAACAUGUACAACUUGUGAAUAUUGCACAUUCAAAAGAUACAGGUGAUGUUGUCUUAAUUGGAAAACGCUUUGAGAAACAAGAAGAUUUUUAUUCUAGACCUAUUAAUUCAUCUUGUCUAGGUAUAUAUAUUGUAAAACAAUUGUCAAACACCUUAAGAUGCUGGGAUAUUAAAGAUGUAAAAAAAAAGUUAUGA
Molecule: messenger RNA, 384 nt
Organism: Macrosiphum euphorbiae (potato aphid)
Lineage: Eukaryota; Metazoa; Arthropoda; Insecta; Hemiptera; Aphididae
Source: the annotation of a GenBank genome assembly